Messenger RNA from Pelecanus crispus (Dalmatian pelican), 1173 nucleotides. It is a transcript of the gene RNF182, whose product is annotated as ring finger protein 182. The record is from RefSeq and is a predicted model, not a curated record. NCBI's taxonomy places the organism in Eukaryota, Metazoa, Chordata, Aves, Pelecaniformes, Pelecanidae. Gene Ontology annotation, biological process: protein ubiquitination. Gene Ontology annotation, cellular component: cytoplasm. Gene Ontology annotation, molecular function: ubiquitin-protein transferase activity.
AUGACCACUCAACUACCAGAGGAGUCUGUGGAGACCCAGAGCUCAGAUGAGCUUGAGUGCAAGAUCUGUUACAACCGCUAUAACCUGCGACAGAGAAAACCAAAAGUGCUGGAGUGUUGUCACAGAGUAUGUGCCAAAUGCCUUUGCAAGAUCAUAGACUUCGGUGAUUCCCCACAAGGAGUCAUAGUAUGCCCAUUUUGCAGGUUUGAAACGUGCCUGCCAGAUGAUGAGGUUAGUAGUCUUCCCGAUGACAACAACAUCCUUCUGAAUUUAGCUUGCGGGGGAAAGGGAAAGAAGUGCCUACCAGACAACCCAACAGAACUGUUGCUGACUCCCAAAAGGUUGGCGUCUCUGGUUAGUCCUUCUCACACCUCUUCUAAUUGCCUGGUUAUAACAAUCAUGGAAGUACAAAGAGAAAGUCCCCAGACUCUGAAUGCAACCCCCGUGGUGGAAUUUUACAGGCCUACAAGUUUUGACUCUGUUGCAACUGUGUCCCACAACUGGACAGUGUGGAACUGCACAUCUUUGCUCUUCCAGACCUCAAUUCGGGUGCUAGUGUGGUUGCUAGGGUUGCUGUACUUUAGUUCCUUGCCUUUAGGGAUUUAUUUACUGGUAUCUAAGAAAGUCACCCUUGGGGUUGUCUUUGUAAGCCUAGUUCCUUCGAGCCUUGUUAUUCUCAUGGUUUAUGGCUUUUGCCAGUGUGUUUGCCAUGAAGUUCUAGACUGCAUGUCAUCUUGAUAACAAAUACAGUGAAAUAAGACGAAUUGCCACAUGUGUAGCAUAGUUGAUUUAUCCUGUCUUUGUAUUCUUAUUUAUUCUUAUUGUUGUCCAUCCCACUAAAUGUCAGCAGUGGCCCUAGUUAUAUGGUCCUUUUUUUUUCUACUUGAUUUUACUUCCCCCCCGCCUUUUUUUAAGCUAAACAAUGGAAAUAAAAUUUACAUGCUGAUUUUAAAAGGCUGAGUUGUAGAAAAGGAUAAAGCAAAAUUGCCAAACUUGGUGCCUGCUGCUGCUGCCACUAUUCAAAUAAGUAGCCCUUUGCUUUCUAUUGUCGUGAUCAUGUCAGUCAAGGCUGCAGGAUCCACCCUAGAAGAAAUUAGUAUAACAGGCACCUUCCAGGCCAAAGUACAGCAUCUCUUCAUCCAAAGCAUCUCAUGCUUUGGAAUAUCUGUUAUU